Molecule: messenger RNA, 3192 nt
Organism: Brassica napus (rape)
Lineage: Eukaryota; Viridiplantae; Streptophyta; Magnoliopsida; Brassicales; Brassicaceae
Exons: 7
Coding region: 1-3192 (1063 amino acids)
Source: RefSeq, a predicted model, not a curated record
AUGGAUAAAUCGUGGGUCUGGUUACCAAGGAAUAGCCUUGAGUAUGAGAAAGGAGCUAGUGAAUUUGUGUCUUCUUCAUCAAGACGUUUAGGAGAUCCAGCUGAAAUGUUCUGCCCUUGUGUUGAUUGUCGCAAUGUCUGCCAUCAAGCUUGUGAGACAGUUUUGGAGCACCUGGUGAUUAGAGGAAUGGAUCAGAAGUACAAGAGUUGUGUGUUUUGGACAAAACACGGGGAGACAAGACCAGAUAAGUCAGCUGAUGUGUACUCAUCUGAAAAUGAGGCUUACGAGUUGUUCAGAACGACUUUCUUGGCAAGUGAAGGCAAUGAGACUGCUGAACAAGAGAAUGCAGGAGCGUUUGAGGGGCCUGACAGUCCAGAAGAGGCUGAGUUCAGAAAGAAGUUAGAGGAUGCAGAAACUCCGUUGUACCCGGAGUGUGAGAAAUUUUCAAAAGUUGCUGCAAUCAUGGGACUUUACAGGAUAAAGGUGAAGAGUGGGAUGUCUGAGAACUAUUUUGAUCAGCUACUGUCCUUGGUUCAUGACAUGCUUCCCGUUGAAAAUGUGCUACCUAAGUCUACUGAUGAGAUGAAGAAGUUUCUGAAACAGUUUGGUUUUGGCUACGACGUCAUCCACGCCUGCAAGAAUGACUGUAUUUUAUAUAGAAAACAGUAUGAAGAUGCGGUCAGCUGUCCAAGAUGUAGUGAAUCAAGAUGGGAGAAGGAUAAGCAAUCUGGUGAGGAGAAGAAAGGGGUUCCUGCUAAGGUGCUUAGGUAUUUCCCGAUCAAAGACAGGUUCAGGAGAAUGUUUAGAUCAAAGCGGUUGGCUGAGGAGUUGUGUUGGCACUCCACUAAUGCUUCUGAAGAUGGAACUAUGCGACAUCCAGUGGAUUCGUUGACUUGGGUGCAGAUAAACAACAAAUGGCCGGAGUUCGCAGCUGAGGCAAGAAACCUAAGACUAGGUAUUUCAACCGAUGGCAUGAAUCCAUUCUCCAUCCAGAACACCAACCACAGCACAUGGCCUGUUCUCUUGGUCAACUACAAUAUGUCUCCAACGCAGUGUAUGAGGUCCGAGAACAUUAUGUUGACCAUGCUAAUUCAUGGCCCAACCGCACCUAGCAACAAUAUUGAUGUAUACCUACAACCAUUGAUGGAAGACUUGCAGGAACUGUGGACAGAAGGUAUACAAGUUUAUGACGCCUUUAAGAAGGAGAGUUUCACUCUUAGAGCCAUGUUGCUGUGGAGUAUCACAGAUUACCCUGGUUUAGGAACUUUAGCUGGUUGUAAAGUGAAGGGCAAGCAAGCGUGUAAUGUCUGUGGGAAGGAUACACCACAUAGGUGGCUAAAGUUCAAUCGUAAACAUGUAUACAUGAAGAACAGGAGGCGGCUCAUGCCUAGUCAUCCAUACAGACGAAAGAAAGGAUGGUUUGACAAUACGGUUGAGAAGAGUAAGAGAAAGAGGAGUGAAGGAGAUGAGGAUGAUGUUGUUUCAGCUGAGGAGUACGAAGAAGAUCAUGAUAUGUGGCGGUGGAAGAAAAAAUCUAUUUUCUUUGACUUACCUUAUUGGAAGGAUAUGCCUGUGAGGCAUAACAUCGACGUGAUGCACGUGGAGAAGAAUGUGAGCGAUGCCCUGUUGUCUAUUCUGAUGAAUAGUUGCAAAUCAAAGGAUGGCCUGAAAGCGAGAAAGGAUUUAGAAGAUAUGGGUAUUCGAAGCAGCUUACAUACACAAGUAAGGGGGAAGAGAACUUAUCUGCCUCCAGCUGCGUAUUGGCUCUCUAAAGAAGAAAAAAAAAUAUUCUGCAGAAGAUUAUCCAACUUCAGAGGCCCUGAUGGAUAUUGUGCAAAUAUAUCCAAUUGUGUCUCACUGGAUCCUCCUUCUAUUGGCGGCAUGAAGUCACAUGACCAUCAUGUUCUUAUGCAGAAUCUGUUUCCGGUUGCGUUGAGAGGUUUACUCCCAAAAGGACCUCGGAUUGCAGUGAGUCGUAUGUGCAAUUACUUCAACAGAAUCUGUCAACGCGUUCUUGAUCCUGAGAAGCUACUUGCUCUAGAAACAGAGAUUGUGGAGACAAUGUGCCAGUUAGAGAGAUUCUUUCCACCUUCAUUGUUUGAUAUCAUGUUCCACCUUCCACUGCAUCUGGCGAGAGAAGCACGAUUGGGUGGCCCUGUACACUUCAGGUGGAUGUAUCCAUUUGAGAGGUAUAUGAAGACACUGAAAGCUUUUGUGAAGAAUUUUGCAAGACCUGAAGCUUGUAUGGCAGAGGGUUAUCUAGCUGGUGAAUGUCUUGCAUUUUGUAUGGAGUUCUUACAGAAAUCGGUACCAGUUGAGGAACCAAUGACAAGAAAUGAAGAUUUAGAGGCACAUGAUAAUGUACUUGAAGGGCGCCCUUUGCAAAAAGCUACAGAAGUGAAACUUACUGAUAAGGAGAGAGAUGUAGCUCAUCGUUAUGUCCUCAUGAAUACUGCAGUGAUGGAUCCUUAUGUUCAGAUGCAUUUAGAGGAACUUCAAGCAAAAGAUGGAAGAUGUGCAAGAAAUGGUACCAUAUUAUGGAAAACUCAUACAGAAAGGUUUUCGACAUGGAUAAAAGAUAAGAUACCAAAUAACUCAAAGGAUCAUUCUCAGCGGCUCAGAUGGCUUGCGUUUGGACCAAGGAAUGUCGCACACACCUACAAGGGAUAUAUAGUUAAUGGACAUCGAUACCAGACAGACGAUGUCAAAAGGAAGACUCAGAACUGUGGGGUUUCAAAUGAAGCAUUCUCCAUGUGCAGAGCUAGUGCGAAAGAUUCUAAUCAAAUGGCGGACAUGGUAGCAUACUAUGGAGUCAUAAAGGAGAUCAUAUUGCUUGAUUACCACAUGUUUCAGGUGCCUCUAUUUAAGUGUAGUUGGGCACAUAAAGGGAAAGGUGUUAAAGAGGAAGACGGUUUUACACUUGUGAAUCUCCACACGAACCAGUCAGCAUUUGUUGAUGAUCCAUACAUUCUGCCUUCUCAAGCUAAACAAGUUUUUUACUCAAGAGAGGAUGACAGCUCUCCUUGGUAUGUUGUUAUGAGAGCACCUCCGAGAGGAUAUCAUGAGUUAGAGACUGAAGAGGAAAUUUUCCCUGCAACGUUAACAGUCCAACAUGAUGAAGAUAUCGGAGAUCACGCUUCAGAUGACGAGAGUUUUUGUGUUAGGAAUGAUUGUGAGGGUAUUAUUCUUUGA